AUGCUGCUAGAUUCAAUCGACACCAAGUUCGGCUACGCUCUGGCCCCGCUACAGCUCGAUGCUGCGCGUCGGCACUCUGCUGAGCUUAGCAGCAGACAUGCUGGCGCCAAUGGCGAUAAGAUGGACCAUCUCAAGCCCCAAUACCUGGACGGAGGGUACACGCCUCAGGCAUGGCACCGAACCAUCCACCUCGUACCUGCUGCCACACCCCGCAGCUCCUACUCUCAGCCACUAGCGGGCGGAGAGCCUGGAGAGGAGCUUCCUGCGGGCACCUACGAGCAAUUGGCCAAAAAGCCCAAAGCGGUAGAAAAGAUGCCUUUCUUUCAAGACCGAGUUCCGCCGCAACCAGGCGAUUUCCGCAUCGGCGACGCUUCUGCGUCGACAGCGUUAUUCAAGCCGCCGCCGACGUUGGUAUGGGAGCGUCUGGUGCCGCACAAACGCUCGACGAGACUUGAUGCUAAAGUAAUUGUUGGCGUGCAUGGACUCGGGUUCUGCAAAGAGACUUUCUUACCACUUCUCGAUGGCCUUGUCAACAGAGCUGGCGACGACGAUCACGGCAUUGCUGAGGUCUGGCUGGUAGAUGCGCUCGGUCAUGGUGCAACAGCUAUCUACAACUCGUCGAGCAUCCGGUCGAUCGAUGCGCAAGAGCUUCUGUCGUCGCAGCAUCGCGUGGUCGACUCCAAUGACUACGCCCGAGAUCUGCUGCAAUUCCUCACUUGCUAUGUUCCUGACGCUCUCGAAGCGACACUACAAGGCAGUGCAUUGCCAACCAUAUUGCCCUUCUCACCACCCCGCAUACCCCGCCAGAAAGUUGUAGGCCUAGGCCACUCAUUCGGCGCUACGUCCUUGCUACAGCUUUGCGUACACCUGCCGCAUCUGUUCGAGUCGAUUUGUGCCGUAGAACCAAUUCUGGUGCGAGACGCUUUGGUCGACAAGGCCACACGAAUCCCGCUCGCACGCUUCACCCUGCUCAAGCCGGACGAAUGGCCAAGUCGCGCCGCCGCGAGCGAAUCCUUCGCCCAGGACCGCAUGCUCUCGGCGUGGGAUCCGCGCGUACGCGCUGCCUUUACUGCUGGAGCGCUAUUCCCAGCCAACUCUGAUGCCAGCGUUGGCGCGGUUCAGCGCUGCUGCAACCGCGUCGCAGAAGCGCUAUGCGUCCGGGGUAAUCGACCCGGUGUUCAGCUUGCCACUCACACGUUAGGCUACAUUCCGGACACCGUCAAGAUCCUCUACAUUUCGUGUGCAAAGCCCUUGUUGCUGCAACUGGAGGAAGUGCAAACGACAGCGCAGGACAAUAUCCCCAACCUGGUGUUUGAGACCCUCAAGGGAAGCCACGGUCUGCCGUUGGAGUCCCCGGAUGCCAUUGCAGAUUCGGUGCGCCAGUCGCUUCUCUCGCCGAUUUCAGUACCAGUUGGCCUCCCGAGCAAGCUGUGA
Mycosarcoma maydis (corn smut) is the source of this 1434-nucleotide messenger RNA. RefSeq lists its product as uncharacterized. The coding region runs from base 1 to 1434 and encodes 477 amino acids. Lineage: Eukaryota; Fungi; Basidiomycota; Ustilaginomycetes; Ustilaginales. The transcript has a single exon. The record is from RefSeq and is a predicted model, not a curated record.